AUGGAGACGAUUCCACUGGAAGAACAAUAUGAAACCGACACGAUUUUCUCGCAAGACGGCGAUGUUCCAGGUAACCGAAAAUCAGUCUGUUCCUUCAUAAAAAUUGCUCUUUUCCGUUGCAGAUUCGUACCUCCAAAAGAAACUGCAAGAAGUCCAGUCCGACAAUGAUUUACUUUCGGAUAAUGAAAGCCCAGUUAAUGAUUUCCGCAAUCAGGUCGAUGACGAGCUUCUCACGCUGAAUUUGCCGACUCCGACCGCGAUAAACAGCGAUUCGUUUCAAAAACUUGUUGAUGAGGUGAGAUUUGUUGAAAACUAAAUAUAAAUUUUUAAGACUGUCAUAUUUUAGUCGAAAUUCGUUUGGGGCGACUUCGACACUCCCGGCGCCAACUAUGACAGUGUCGUCUUUCAAGAUGAUCUCUACGACGUGACAAAGGACAGUUUUCGUUAUGGAAGGUGGGUGGAAUCAACGUUUUUAACUAGAAACCAACAAUAUUUGUUCAGAGUGACAAGCGGAACCAGCUACAAUCUGAUGACCGGUAAGAUGGCGGAUCAAGUUCUGGAAAUGGUAAAGGCGAAGGACGAAGAAGCCGACGAGACGCUGGAAACGGUGACAGAGGACGAAAAUACUCAUCUGAUCACCACAGAAGUCACGAUUCAUUUGAACGGAAGCGGCGAUUCACUCCUAUCACCUCCCGCCACGUUCGGUGAACUGUACGACGAGCAAAUGCCCAAGUUCUUCGAGUAUCGGGCUGUGUUUCCGGUAAAAAUGUUAAGUUUGGGGCUCUUGACGAAUAAAAAAUUUCAGAAAAUCGCCGGAAUCUGGACUCUUCUUUUCGACCAAGAGCACUACAACGACAUGUCGACAUUCGAACUGCAAGCGUCGAUUUGUGCGGCACUCAACUCGAAGCACCAUCUGAUCGUCUGCAUUGGCGUGGACGCCUACAAUACGGUCACGGGAGUCGAAAUGACGGCCACCGACCGCGUCGUCUUCAGAAUGGCGCUCACGAGAGCCGUGGCCGGAGAGUUUCAGCCGCCGCUCAUCAAAGUGCCUCCGAAACAGCUGACCGGGGUCAGCCCCAUGAAACGGGACGUGUCCGAGUUGACUUCUGGUAUCGACGUGCUCUUCGUUCCGGUCCUCGGAGCUCCGAAAGGUGAUGGCGAGGAUCCGACGCCGAACCGAUUUCUAAUUGUUGUUCGGGUCAAAGAACUGUCGGACAAGCUGUACCAGCUGUCUUCCGGUCGAGUUUACAUUGAAAACGAGGGACGAGUCGUCGCUUUGUCAUCCCUUGAUGAGGUGCUUAGGAGAAACGGUCAAAAGUCUAUCGAUAAUCCGAUUUGCAGGCGUUCCGCGUGCUUAUCGAGAAAAAUCCGGAGCAGAAACCAUUGAUCGGCAGUCUGUUUAUGCUCGAACCGGAACCGUUUGUCGAGGACGCCCUUCUGGAUGUCGAGGAAUAUUCGAGCGAGGAGGACGAAGAAGAAGAAAUCGCGAUCGAGGUGCCAUGCGAGAAAGAGUCCAAAGUCGUCCCCAUGGUUCAAGAAAAAGUGUGCCUCCAACCACUCCCAGCCGAGCCCACUCUCUCCCGUCUGGAACACCUUCAGCACUUCGGAUGGCUACUCUUCGCCUCUGCAAUCGCCUACGGAAUCUACAAGACUGUCAAAAGUCGAUAA
This is a messenger RNA of Caenorhabditis sp. 36 PRJEB53466, 1668 nucleotides long. Lineage: Eukaryota; Metazoa; Nematoda; Chromadorea; Rhabditida; Rhabditidae. The record is from the annotation of a GenBank genome assembly.